AUCGGUCUCUUAUCUGAAUGACAACUGCAGCACUACAUAACGGGCAAACAUUCGGCAGGAGUUCGGUAGAAAAAAGUCUUGACUAAAGACUUGUCAAACCAGGUCAAAGUAAUGAGUUAGAUUGUCAAAUUUCUAACAAACACAACCCGAGAUGGAACAGACAGGCGCUGCCACAGAAAAAAUGGACCAGGAGUUUGAAGAAAUGGAUUCAGAAGGCCGGUGGCAGAAACUGUACUCCGAAAUCAGAAAUCAGUCCCACGAGUGCGCCUACAAAGUGGCAAAGUACCCAGAGAAUCGCAACCGAAACAGAUACAGAGAUGUCAGCCCAUUCGAUCACAGUCGAGUAAGGCUGGAGAACACAGAAAAUGACUACAUCAAUGCAAGUCUGGUGGUGUUGGAAGAAGCCCAGCGAAGUUACAUAUUGACUCAGGGCCCUUUGAGAAACACCUCUGGCCACUUUUGGCUCAUGAUCUGGGAGCAGAAGACAAAGGCAGUCAUCAUGCUUAACAGGGUCAUAGAGAAAGGAUCCGAAAAGUGUGCCCAGUACUGGCCCACAGCGGAGGAGAGGGAAAUGGCCCUUCGAGACACACAUUUCUUGGUCACAUUGUUGUCAGAAGACACAAAGUCUUACUACACCACCAGAGUACUGGAGCUGCAGAAUCUUAAUACGGGGGAGAAGAGAGAGAUCUACCACUUUCAUUACACCACAUGGCCCGAUUUUGGUGUUCCUGAAUCCCCGGCGUCCUUCCUGAACUUCCUCUUCAAAGUGCGGGAGUCUGGAGCGUUGGGAGUGGAUCACGGACCGGCCGUGGUGCACUGCAGUGCUGGGAUUGGACGCUCAGGGACGUUUUCUUUAGUUGACACAUGCCUUGUACUCAUGGACAAAAGGAAAGACUCGUCAUCAGUGGACAUAAAAAGCAUCCUGCUGAAGAUGAGGAAGUACCGCAUGGGUCUGAUCCAGACUCCAGACCAGCUGCGCUUCUCUUACAAGGCUGUCCUCGAAGGAGCCAAGUGCAUCAUGGGAGACUCUUCUGUACAGAACCAGUGGCGUGAAUUAUCCAAAGAAGAUCAGGAACCAACUCCAGAGUCUCCUCCAUCAGCUCAGCCUCAGGCCAGGUGUCCUGUCGAGCGAUACAACGGCAGCCAAAAAGGAGGUCAGCAGCAGGAGGGAAGCGAUCUCAGACAGGACGGAAAAGUACCUGCACAGUCUUCCUGCAAGGAUCAGGAGCUGGACGGCAGCACGACACACAAACGACGCAGAGAAGACAGUAUUUCCAAAUCUGGUACAACAAAGACGCCCCAAAACAAAUCCAGGUCAAAUGACUCAGAGAGGAAGAGAAAAAGGACGAAAACCAAUGACUGCUGACCAGCUCCACGACUUCAGCUGUUUCCAGCUAUGAAAACAGCUGCAGCUCCACGACUUCAGCUGUUUCCAGCUAUGAUAACAGCUGCAGCCACAAGACUUCAGCUGUUUCCAGCUAAGUAAACACCGGCAGGGAACUCCAGCUCCCCCAGUUCCCAUCCUCUGUGCUCUUCCUCCUCAUUGUAUUUUAUUUGUUCUAGUCAACUGUUUCAGUAUCAUGCCUCUUGACAGUUGCAGCAUCCCC
Molecule: messenger RNA, 1607 nt
Organism: Nematolebias whitei (Rio pearlfish)
Lineage: Eukaryota; Metazoa; Chordata; Actinopteri; Cyprinodontiformes; Rivulidae
Gene: ptpn2b
Product: protein tyrosine phosphatase non-receptor type 2b
Exons: 10
Coding region: 152-1366 (404 amino acids)
Biological process (GO): protein dephosphorylation
Molecular function (GO): protein tyrosine phosphatase activity
Source: RefSeq, a predicted model, not a curated record